AUGAACAAGCCGAACAUUUACAGCGACUGUAAACUCCCUUGUGAUCACUUGGAUGUCGAGGUGUGGAAUCAAUUCGUUUCACAGCCAGCUCUAACGGUGUCAAAUGGCCAACGUCACAGCGGACAAUCUCAUUGGAAUUGGCAUUGUAGGAGGAGUCGGCUUGCUCGGCUUAGUCAGCAACGGUUUAGCGAUGUUUAUACUCAUCAAUGGCGGAAAAAUAUCGAAUUCGUUCCAACAGCUAUGCCUUUCUCAUUGUACAGCGAAUUUCAUCUGUUUGAUGUUUUUCGUAUUCUACUGUACUCCGAUGAUCAUAAUGCAUUCUACUUUCUCACAUACAUCGUCCAUAGGAAAGCUGAUCGGUGGUUUUAUGGUAUCUAUUUGGGAUUGAAAGAAUGCUAUAUCGUCUUCCAUGCGAGUAACUAUCUUUGGGAAUUCUCGCCAAACUAUUGCGGCUUCGUACUUGGUAAAGUGCUCGAUUUUGGUACUGGUGUGUCUGUGUUCAUCCUCAUCAUCAUUAUGGACGUCUUCACAAUUUACCGUAUUCGAACAGCGGUGAUGAGACUCGGAAAAUCGUUGCGUACCCAGGAGUUGAAGUUCUUCGCUCAAUCCUGCUUGCAAUUCAGCCUUUUCGUCAUAAAAUUAACUAAUUUCUAUUUUAUUUCUGGUUAUUUUAUCGGUGAUUUGGUCACCUAUCACUGGCCAGCAUUUUGCACCACCACAUUCGCUUGGGAAAUCACCCACUGUAUCGAUGGGCUCAUCCUUAUUCCGUUCCAUUAUCAUGAUUGGAAAACGCGAAAGUGCCGUCCCGUUAUUACUGGGCAUACAAUCACAAAGCUGAUCGUGAUUUCCUGGCCAAUCGAGAGUCGGAAAAUUCUUAAUCAGAGGAACACGAAAGUAUUGAUAGGAAUCGCCUGGUUUCUUGGAUUCCUUCAUUUCAUACCGUACUUCAGAGUUGAAAAAUGCUACGUGGUGUUCUAUGCAAGUAAGUAUAUCUGGGAAUUUUCCCCGAACUAUUGCGGUUUCGUGCUUGGCAAGGUUCUCGAUUUUGGCACGGGCGUUUCUGUGUUCAUUCUCAUCAUCAUUUUCGACCUCUACACAGUCCUACGUAUCCGAACAGUCAUGAUAAUUCUCAUACCGUUUCGGUUGAUAAUUCAGAAGGAUCCGUAUUUGGCUGUGGAACAGGAGCUUGGAAUAAAUGCGCUGGCUUUGUGA
Molecule: messenger RNA, 1212 nt
Organism: Haemonchus placei
Lineage: Eukaryota; Metazoa; Nematoda; Chromadorea; Rhabditida; Trichostrongylidae
Source: the annotation of a GenBank genome assembly